Messenger RNA from Pyrus x bretschneideri (Chinese white pear), 2224 nucleotides. RefSeq names its product nuclear poly(A) polymerase 4-like. The transcript has 4 exons. The record is from RefSeq and is a predicted model, not a curated record. Gene Ontology annotation, cellular component: nucleus. Lineage: Eukaryota; Viridiplantae; Streptophyta; Magnoliopsida; Rosales; Rosaceae. Gene Ontology annotation, molecular function: RNA binding; poly(A) RNA polymerase activity. The coding region runs from base 16 to 849 and encodes 277 amino acids.
ACCAUAUGACCAUAUAUGAAAAACUAUUUCCGAGCCAAUGUUAUUUUCCUCUUGCAUCCUUCCUCACUUGUUUUGUCAGCUGGGCCAUCUAAGGUUCUGGUGCUAGUGUGGAAAAUCGGUCCAUUGCUAACAUUUGAAGAUGCAUACGCUGUUACCAUGAUAGAGAUAACAAAGAGUGAUCCUCGUGUUCUUUAUGAUAUUGAUGUGGUGUUGGAACACGCUUGUCAACAGGAUCUAGACAUCUCACACGGAUCUGUGCUAUAUGAUGUUGAUGAGCAAACUGUUCGAAGUCUGAACGGCUGCAGGGUUGCAGAUCAAAUUCUUAAACCUGUCCCCAAUGUUGAGCACUUCCGGACGACACUCAGAUGUUUGAAGUUUUGGGCUAAAAGACGUGGUGUUUAUUCAAAUGAGAUUGAGCUGAAUAAGGCCCAGUGGAGUGCUCUAUUUGAACCUUAUCUCUUCUUUGAGGCAUACAAAAAUUAUCUACAAGUGGACAUAGUUGCAGCUGAUGUUGAUGACUUGCUGAUGUGGGAGGGAUGGGUGGAAUCCCGGUUUAGACAGCUUACCCUGAAGAUAGAGCGAGACACGAAAGGGAUGCUGCAGUGCCAUCCAUAUCCUAAGGAAUAUGUCGACGUAUCCAAGCCAUGGCCGCACUGUGCUUUCUUUAUGGGUUUGCAGAGGAAAGAGGGAGUGAGAGGUAAAGAAGGUCAGCAAUUUGAUAUACGUGGAACAGUCGAUGAGUUCAGGGAACGAAUAAACAUGUACAUGUUCUGGAAACCAGGGAUGGAUAUAUAUGUUUCUCAUGUUCGCCGGAAGCAGCUUCCUCCCUUUGUUUUCCCUGAUGGGUAACUAGUCAAACCAUGUAGUCGGAAGACGGGGGUGGAGAAGGCCGAAUGUGCAUUGGGGUCACUUCUAUCACUCAUAAACUCAAUUUCCAAGUGAGUCACUCGAUUUGUGAACUCUGGAUUAGGAAUUGUACCAGCUGGAAGUGAGAAAACUGAAAGUUCUGGAGAAGAUGGUGGGAGAGGGGGAUAUUUGCAGGAUGAUUCACUUUUGGAAUUGCCAGAGUUGCUUGGGAAAUGGCACUUUAUAAAUGCGAAUAGGGUAUUUCAAAACGCCUUGUCAGAAGAGGUUAAGGUUUUAACAUAAACUCUCUUAUACAUGUUUUCUCUAUUUUCCUUUUUUUAGCACAGACAAUGUCUUUAACUGGUGCAAAUUGUGGUGGCAGGUUCUGCACCACUAUACGUGAUUUGUUCCCAGUAACUGUGCUUAAUACCUUACAAGUUUUGUGUACCCGUAGUGUUUAUCUCAUCUCUUUUCUCCAAUACAUUUUUCGGAACCUGAAAAGUCUUUUUAUUCCCGAUCUUGUAUUGUAGAGCCAGCUGUAGCAAUCGGGAGUACCGUCAAUUUUGAAGAUGGAGCUAGGUCAGGAUCUUUGCAGAGGCCAACAGUAAGGCAUGCAUUUGAAACUCAUAAUAUUUUUUAAACAAACCAUUAUAUCGAAACAGUAGUACCAAGUGAACAUUUACUGCAAAACUGAGACUAACAAGCUUAUGAGUCCAAAAGUAUUUACAAUGCUUCCCAUCUCUUAUGCAUAAAACUAUACUGAUCUUGAAAGUUGAAACUAGUGGAAAUUCGGUAUGUGGAACCCCGACCGAUGCUUUCCCGCCGGCAUAUAUUCGCAGCGAGAUUUCUUCUCAAUUAUUAUGUACAUUACACACUGUAAACUAAGCUAUCGUCCACCUCUUUACUGCGUUUGUAACUGGAAAGGCAGGUGGCAGUGCUGAGGAGGGGAGAAACAUCAAAGUCACUUCCCACCUCUCCCACUUCAAAACCAUUUGACGGACCAUGGCCGAGAAGAAUGUGCACAACUUCCUUCAUGGAAGGACGAGUUGAAGGUAAUGUACUGGUGCAGAUGAGUCCUAGUUUUAGCACGGUGGCCAUCUCUUCCAAGUAACAAGGUUUUGCGAUCUGCCCAUCGAGGGCAUCAGUUAUGGCCUUUCCCUCGCUGUAUUCCCGCCAUGCCCAUUCUGCUAGGCCUGUAUGCUCAUCUCCACAGUUGGGUUCUCUCCCGGUUGUUAGUUCCAGGAGUACAAUCCCGAAGCUGUAGACGUCUAUCUUUUCGUUGAUUUUCGUUGUAUAAGAAUACUCUGAAAAGCAAAAUGUCGUACAAUGUAAGCAAUGUCCGAAAUAUAUGAAUGCUAAACAGACCAAUUUAAGCUCU